AUGAGUACAAACGGUACAGAAGUAACUCUCUCCAACGACCUACCCCGACUCCUAAAGUGCUCCGUCGGUGUGAUUAUCACAUCAAGCAUCAUUUUCGAAAAUUUAAUCAUCAUUGUUGCCCUACUGCACUCCAAGAAGUAUCUCGCCAGACAGACUCGAAUUUUCUUAUUUAAUGUUGCUGUAGUUGAUCUUCUCACCGGACUUUGUAUUGUACCCGCGCUCACUGUGGUCGAGAUAUCCAACAAUGCCUACGCCUAUGCCAAGUUCUUUUACCUUUACUGGCUUACGGUUGGCGGAUUAUUGGUUAAUGCUCGUGUUCUUGCACUCGUACUUGUGGCAUUGGACAGGUAUCUUGCCAUCUGCCAUCCCAUACGUUACCCAGAUCUACUUGCUUUUUCACGAGCUCGAUUGAGUCUGAUGCUGUCGUGGGGCUUGGCGGUAUUUAUGCCUCUGCCUCAAUUAGCCAUCUUCUCAAUGGAACUUGUUCAACGAUCCCCAAAUGCCACAGAAACGUCCCUCCAACCCCACGAUUGGACUUACACUACCUCUCCUGCUCUCCGUGGAUUACUUGUAUUCAUGUUUUUCUUCCGCUUUGUGUUUCCCCUUGCGUUAACAAUUGUGGUAAACAUUCUGGCUUUUCGAGUGGCUGUAGAGUCAAAUGCAGGAUUUCGGAAUGGCGUCUUGAAAGUUAAGGAGCCGGAUAUACAAACAAACAAUGAGGCGACUCCACCCAAAAUGCCUAACAGCAUACACCGCCCUCACAGUCUCGCACCGAAUAAAAUUACUGUAAUGCGGAUUCAUCGGGGAAAUUAUAUGACCGAGGGAACAAAAGACUUAUUCGCCCAACUUCCAGGCACGCAUAGAUCAUUAAGUCGCCGUACUGCUGUCCUUCCCAACCUAAGUCUUGUUGGAUCUCACUCCGCAGAGAAUCCUCUUGAUUCGGGUCGGUCAUUGUCACGCAUUAACAGUGGAACUACUCCCUCAAAACUGCAGGAGACGUUCAAAGAGACCAACUCCAGCACGAGUACUGUGCGCAAACCACCAAACUCAGAUGCAUCCAUAACCCCUGACAGUGAGAACACCAGCACGGAGUCACAAUCCAAUCAGAAGGUCGCAUGGUGGCGGUCAACACGAUCGCACACCCCCAGUUUUAGAUUCAAAUUUCAUCACAAAAGGUUAAAAGACCUCGGUUCAAUGAUUCCCUUCACAAUCCUCCUCUUUGCGUUCCUCAUUUUCAGCCUUCCAUAUCACAUUCUACAGGCUUUAAAAGCUCUGUGGUCACGACUGGACCUUUCAAACGAGGUGCAUGCCUAUCUCUACUGGUUGACAUGCACCAAUGCUCUCAUUAAUCCUGUGAUAUUAACAUUCUGGUCGUCAGCGUGUCGAGCCAAAGUCCUCCACCUCAUCUCCUGUGGUCGAUUUCAUCCCAAUCAAGCGGCUAUCAAGAGGCUAAUUAUUGCCAGCUUUGGAACUGCCAACCUGCCCUAUGGACGACAGGUGCAUCCGCAAAUGCUAGGUGAAUGA
This is a messenger RNA of Hydatigera taeniaeformis, 1524 nucleotides long. NCBI's taxonomy places the organism in Eukaryota, Metazoa, Platyhelminthes, Cestoda, Cyclophyllidea, Taeniidae. The record is from the annotation of a GenBank genome assembly.